Molecule: messenger RNA, 3681 nt
Organism: Triplophysa rosa
Lineage: Eukaryota; Metazoa; Chordata; Actinopteri; Cypriniformes; Nemacheilidae
Gene: marchf3
Exons: 5
Coding region: 1470-2195 (241 amino acids)
Biological process (GO): protein ubiquitination
Molecular function (GO): zinc ion binding; ubiquitin-protein transferase activity
Source: RefSeq, a predicted model, not a curated record
GGGGGACUGGGGACCAUCCAGUGUGGCAUUACAAGGAAUGCUGUGAUAUAUUUUUUAAAUAACUAUGUUUGUGUUCAGCUAAAGAAAGUCAUGCAUCUGGGAUGGCGUGAUGGUGAGUAAAAGAUGAGAGAGUUUUUGGUGAACUAUCCCUUUAAGUUAACAACUUGUCCAUUUGUUAAAUUAACAAGAUUUAGAUAAAAAGUAGACAAAUAUAAAAAUAACUUAAAGGUUAAAAAUGUAACAUUUUCUGCAUAAUCCACAAAUGUAAAUAAAUAGAUCAUGUUUUAUAAAGAGAACAGUGAUUUGGGAGCAAAGAAAAGCAACAGGUUUGCUCACACUGUCAGAUGUGCAGUUUGUCUCUGCAGGUUGGUCUCUGACAACUCGCAAGCUUGUUUUAAAUCCUCAUGUGACAUUUUGAAAAAACUGGCUUCACUACAUCGCACAGCAUUAAAGAGGAAGCCUCUUGUUUUAUUCCUGUGAUAAUCCCUGCCGUCUGGGUCUCUCUCGUAAACGUCUGAAAGGUGUCAAAGGAAUUAUUCACCCCUUCACAAGGUUCAUAGGAAUCCACGUUGAUGCCCGUCCCCGACGGCCAUUCUAACCAGCUGCUGAGGCAUGAAUAGUAGACAGGAUUAGAGCCCACAACACAGAAAGAAAAGAGAACAGCCAGACGAAGGAUAGAAAGAGGGAGAGAGGUUCAUGGGGCGAGUGAAAGUCUCUCGUAUAGACCACUUGUCUAUAGUGCUGGACUUUCAUCUAAGCUAGAGUUGAUGUAUGAAGAGAGAUCAGAUCAUAAGAGAGGUCAUAAAAAUCAGAUCUUUCCAAACUUUUAUGAGAAUUAUGAUCUGGCCCAUCCAUGGGUCAAGGCUUCAAAUGCACACCCCAAAUGGAUGAAACCAUCUUUGCAUGAACAAACAAUUAUUGACAACAGCUGAGGGGAACGCAUGGAUGAAGAAAGAGAAAUCUUAAACAUGCUUCAUUUUUAAUGUCAACCUGCAAACAAGAUGAAACCGUCUUUUGCAAAAGAUCAAGUCGCCAUUUGGACUAAAAUUAGACCCGGUGUAGAAGGUACAGCCGGCAACACUUUCGUUGCUGUUGUUGUUUUGUCUGCAACAGUUUACAGUUAAAGCUCAGACUGCAUUCGAUUAGCAUAACCUCAGGAGAAUGAAAAGCGGCACCCAACUGGAUUAAAAAAGCUUGAAUAAGGAGGUGCCUGGUGUGUAACCAACGGUGAUGUGAGAGGGAUUUCCUAUUAUCUGCUCUGUGCUUUCCUUUCCUUACAGCUAAUCCCUGGCUAUUCUCACCGACGACCUUGAGCUCAGUGCUAAUCUGACUAGAAAGGGAGAGAGAUCAAGAGAGAGACUACAUCUACUUCUCAGACUGUCUGUGUUAUGGGGAGUGUUGGAUGUACAGUGUCUGCCCGACGGUUGCGUUUGAGCUCCAGGUAUGAGUGAGCCCGAUGUGCAGCAGUCAUGCGAUGUGAGGAGUCAGCCGUUGGGAUCGAUGGGGAUCAGGCUCCUGUGGUUCUGGUGAAACCGGAUGCUGACACCUCCAUAGAUCCAGCACAGGAGGUUGUUCACAGCAACUCUUACAGCUGCUCUGUGGUUCCUCCUCAGGGGGGCAACAGUCUGCACGGGGAUGAGCCGUUCUGUCGUAUCUGUCAUGAGGGCAGCAGUGCGGGGGAUCUGUUAUCUCCCUGCGAGUGUGCCGGGUCGCUGGCGAUGGUGCACCACAUCUGUUUGGAGCACUGGCUCAUGGCUUCCGGCACCAGCCACUGUGAGCUGUGCCACUAUCAGUACGCUUUGGAGAAACGUCCUAAACCACUAACUGAGUGGUUCACGGCACCUGCCAUGCAACACCAGCGACGAGCUCUGUGUGGAGACGUGAUCUGUUUUCUGUUCAUCACACCAUUAGCCAGUUUAUCCGGCUGGCUGUGUGUGCAGGGGGCCAUGGAUCUCUACUAUAGCAACGGCAUGGAAGCUAUCGGACUUAUCGUUCUCACAAUGACCCUGUUCACCAUUUACCUCUUCUGGACCAUUGUGUCCUUGCGUUUCCACAUACAUCUUUUCAGGACAUGGAAUUCAACGAAUCCAAGCGUCCGACUCCAGGUUCCCUGUCCCGCAAAGACUCCUCAGAGACAAACACAUUUAGCAAUGCACUUUUUGUGCAAAAACAAGAAAACGGAGACGGUGGUGUAGUGCCUGUAACAAGACGGUGACUUGAGGGUUAUCCUUUCAGACCCGAAAUUGGUUCUGAUACCUGAUUCACAGCGAUGCCCUGAACAUUGUGUGUGUUGUAAAAGUCACCAUAAUACAUCACUUGUAAUUCAGGUCUAACAUGUAUUUAAGUGUAUGGAUUGGAUUACUGUGGUAACUAGUGCAGGUUAAAUCAAUACUAUCUAGACCAGUUAUCAAGAAUAAAAUAAUAUUAACUGUAAUUCUUUCACAAAACUGUGCACGAUAUGAUCACAACAUCCUGAUAUAAACUAAUUAAAAAUAAUAAAGUGAAAUCAUGAAUACUUGAAAUGACAAUGAAUUGCACAGUAACAAUCAAGAACUGGCACAACAUAAUCAGUUCAUCACCAACGUGAUAAAAUAUACAAAUGACACCGCUGUUAUUAGUGUCAUGAUUCACAGAAACGGUCCAGAUGUGAUCUAACAUAACAUCCAGAAAAUCUUUAAUUGAGCUGCAGAUGAUUUCCGCAAAGCACCGCCUCUCCAUCUCUUCCUGGAAUCGGUGGCACAGCUGUGAAUGUAGUUGAAUCACUCACAUUUUUGAGAAGGCACCAAUUCUGCACCAAGAAGUUUCAACACAGGCCUUUUAGCAAAAACCAAAUCCACAUACCUGUAUUAUCGAAGUACUUUGCAAGCUUAUGACUGGUCCAUCCCUGUCAUGAUUUUCUACAGUUGUAUCAAUAGCUUAAUGAUUUGAGAAACAAAGUGUUUCAUACACGGAGUUCUCAUCAAGUGUCAACUCUGCAAAACUUUAACAUGAAGAAAAAGGUGUUCAACAAAAGCAUUGGCAAAAAUACUUCAGCCAACAGUUAAACGUGUGUCAUGAUUUACUCACUCUUUUUAAUUUUCCACGGACUACAAAAGAGAAUUUUCCAAAAAUCUUAACACAGCUUUUCCAUGUCAAUUCAUAGCAGCCACAACUGUCAGAAAUCAGAUGACUCUUAUUUUAUGUUCUAAAUGAUCACCCAAAUAUUUUUUUUGUACCACAUGUUCCAGUUGACACAAUGUACUUUUUAUUAGGCUGAUUUCAGAUAUUAAUCAAACAAGAAUAAAAUUUCCUCACUGAAUGCUAUCAAAAACGAAUCUAAUAAUACUUUUAAGGCAUUUGUUUGUCCUUUCUGGACCUGAUGUAUAUUCGUUUAAUAAUUCAAUAUUUCAUACAUUCAUUUCUUUAUGGAAAACAAGCUAAUAGUAAAAAUGUCUAACAUUCUGAUCACAAAGUGGCUAUAUGCAGCGUUGCCAGCUAUUUUCAAUAAAAAUAUAGCUCAAGAAGCCUGCUUGUGAAGUUGAUAAUGUCGCUAAGACUUUAAACAUGAUUAUUAGCAUAUUCGUGACGUCAUCACCCCAUAUUUGUACUCAUAGAUAAGUAAUUUGUCGUGCAAAUUUUCCUACUAAGUAUUUUAACUACUAAGACAGUAGUUAACACUUUCUAUAAAUCUAUAAUAUAAUA